AAAACAAACAGAAUGGCAGGUGUCAACGCAGAAGGAGAGUCAUGUUGAAACUAGCCACAAUUGCUUGAACUAUGUUAGCAUGGAUGCUUCAGUCAAUGGAUGACUUAAGAGCAGAUUCUUAAGUCAGGAGAAUCAUCUGACACAUUGGACUGGGAGUUGUCAUGAAAAUAGUAGUCCAGAAAUGGCAGAAGCUGUGAGACCAAAGAAAACCAAAUCCAAGCACAGCCAGAAGUCUCAGGACAAAAAACAGAAGGAGUCUGGUACAAAAAGAGCAGGUAGGAUACCUUCUCUCGACCGUGAGGAGGAACCCUCACCUUUAUCCCUGGGUGAAACUGUGAAGCCCCUGCACCAGGCCCUUGGGGAGGAGACCAUCCCCCAGCUCAGCGAUGGCUUCACUGAUAUCCCCCUGAGCCUCCCCAUCAACACGCCCACCACAGAGCAAGAGGGUCCACCGCAGCAGCCAGCAGAGCUGUUAUCACAUCCAGUGGGAGAGGAGGGAGGAGGAGACAGCAGGGCGGAGAGCGGGGAGAGCGAGUCGGCGGGGGUUCUUUCCAGCAAAGAAUCGCAGCAGGCCAAAGACGGCGCAGAGGACAAGCAUGCGCGGGAUGAUGACAUCAUCAGAGGGGACCAAUCCAAGCUGGGGCGCUGUGAUGGGAAAGGCUUGGACUCCAGCUUUCGGUUGCCCGAAAGCGCACCUAACACUAGCGCCGUCCCUCUCCUGUACCCCUCCCUCCCCGCCUCCUCCGUGGAGCCCCAGCUGCUGGUGGUGGAGAACCGGUGUCCCCCCGCCUCUGUCCUGGUGGUGGCCUCCCUCAUGCAGGUGCCCAGGAUCGCCGUGGCGCUGACCGACACGGAGCAGAGGGCGCCGGCCGUGCUCGCCCUGGCCGAGCAGGAGUCCUCGCCGCCCAGCCUGGUGCCCGUCGACCUGGUGAGGCCGGAGAGGACCCAGCAGCGGCUCUACCCGGAGCUGCCCAAGGCGUGCCCCGCGGUGCAGCCGUUCACCCGCGAGCAGCUCCGGCUGUGGGAGCCGGGCUCCUGGCUGGAGAACGUGGAGCUCCACGCGGCCGAGUUCGACGGCCUGGCCCGCCAGGAGGGCCACGAGCUGCACGAGCUGCUCCUGCACUACUGGCGCUGCCGCAAGCAGCUGAGCCAGGCGCAGACCGAGCUGCAGGCCGCCAACUCCGACUGCAAGAGCACCCAGAACCGGCUGUGGAGCUUCAGGGACGAGCAGCUCACCCUGCAGGGUGUGUGCGCGGACCAGGCCAAGGUGUGCGGCUACCACCGCUUCCAGCAGGUGGUGCUGAACGAAGCGGUGGUGGCCGAGCUGCGGCACCUGUUCGAGGCCAAGGCGGAGCUCCUGCACCAGACCGUAGCCCUGCACUCGUACACCGCCAUGCUGUCACGCCUGCAGGUGGAGUCUUACCUGUACCGUCUGCUCAGCGGCAACCAGGCCACCAAGCGAGUAGCCAUUACGGAUGCCAGCGCUGAUGGCCCUGAUGUGAAGGGCCAGCCCUCCUCCCUGCAGCCCCUAAAGGAGAGCAUCAGCGUGCUCUUCAGCUUCACUCGCAGAGUCCUGGACGACGCCCAGUUCCAGGCCGACAUCCACCUGUGGCUGCAGAGACUGGUCUCAGUCCUGCACAGAGUAGGCUCAGCUGGAGAGCACCUGUAUCUCCUCAACCACCUCCUGUGCUGCCCGGCCGGGGUGGGGAAGUGGGCUGUGUCUUUCCUGCAGAUCAAGGUCUUGGAUAAUCCGACUGGAGUGUAUCACUUCAUGCAGGCACUUGCCAUACUGAUGUCUCCAGUAAGGAACCGUGCUGACUUCCUGUGCCACAUGAAGCCCUGUGAGACGAAGAGCAGCUCCAGCGGCCGGUCUGGACCCGAGUCAGGGAACUGGACCCUCGUGGAUGAGGGUGGGGAGGAGGAUGAGGAUCCAGAGACCAGCUGGCUGCUGCUGUCUGAGGACGACCUCAUCGUUCUCUUCUCCCAGUUCCCUUUCGAUGAGCUCUUCAAACACCUGUUAGGGAUGACCUCAAAAGAUAACUAUCAGCCACAGGCCACCACCAGCCAGAAGAUGAUGAAGAUCUUUGCUUUUGCCUCGUCUCUGGUGGAGCUGCUGGCAGUGGGGCUGCAGACGUAUAACAGGGCCCGCUACAGGCAGUUCGUGAAGCGCAUAGGUCACAUGAUCAGGAUGACCCUGUGUUACGUCAGUGACCACUGGGCCCAGUACGUCAGCCUGACGGGCGUGGCCAGGACCACGGUGCAGGAGCAGUCCUUCUCCAUGGAGAAGCUGCAGGUGGAGUUCGACCAGCUGUUCCUCCGGGCCGUGCUGCACGUGCUCAGGGCCAAGAGGCUGGGGAUCUGGCUCUUCAUGUCGGAGAUGCCGUACGGGACUCUGUCCAGCGCCAUGCUGUGGAAGAUAUUCUACAUCAUGCAGUGUGCAGAGACCGAGGGCCUGGACCGGCUCAGCUCCAGCCUGAGCAUAGACACCUGCGUCCAGAGACUGAGGGAGCCAGAGCACCAGGAGAAGUUCGAGCGCUGGCUCUCGGAGAUAAACAGCUCAGACGGGAUCUGUCUGCUCACCACCUUCGCGCACAUGGCCCAGCCCAAACGCACCGAUGCGGACCCGGAGUUUGUCAGAACCAUAGUGCUGGAGAUAUACGAGGUGUCGUAUGUCAGCGUGGCCACGAGGGAGACCUUCUCCAAGGUCGGGCGGGAGCUGCUGGCAGCCAUAGCAACAGCCCAUCCUCAUAUCAUCUCUGUGCUGCUGGAGCGGCUCCGGGAGACCAUCGACAAAGUGGGCAUGGUGUCACUGUACCUGUUUAAAGAGCUGCCGCUGUACCUGUGGAGCCCCGCCGCCAGCGAGGUGGGGGUCAUCCGGGGCUGGCUGCUGGACUACAGCCUGCCGGCAGUGGAGAACAAGCUGGCCUGCAUCAUCCUGGAGGGUCUCAACUGGGGCUUCCACCCGAGUGGCUGUCUGGCUCUGGAUCCUUCCUUGCACAGUGAGAUAGCCUUGCUGGUGGUGGAGGCCUAUCAGAAGUACCUUACAGACAAACCUUAUGCGGGAAUCAUUUCAGAGAGCAUCAAACAGGUUUCUUACCUGGCCAAUGUGGUCCGUUUGGGCCACACCCCCGAAGCCUCUUUCAACCAGUGGGCGUGGGACCUAGUGCUCCGUCUGAAGCUCCACGCCAACGAGCGGCGCCCCCAGGACGCCUGGUCCCCGCUGCCCUCCACCAGCACCCUGGUCCCAGAGGUGUCCGACACGCCCACCAUGCACCCCGUGCUCAAAGCAGUGAAAGCAGGGAUCCCCAUUGGCUGCUUCCUCGCAAUCGCCAUGACCACCAUUGGGCACAGUCUGGAGAAGUUCUGCAGUGAGGGCGUGGGUUUGCUGAAGACCUUGGUCCAGUCCCGGUACCUCAGAGCAGUGGUCCACAUUCUGGAGAACCUCCUGCCCCUGGUCUACCCCUGCCAGUUCUACCUGCUCAAGAAUGAACAAUUCCUCAGCUGCAUCCAGCUGUUUUUACAGCUGGACAGUGGGACUCCUCAGGGGGUGACCCAGCAGGUCACUCAGAAGGUGGCCCAGCAUCUUAUAGGAACGUCCCACGGAGAGAACGUCAAGCUCCUCAACAGCGUCAUACAGAUCCACGUAUUGGAGAGCUCCAGGGCAGGCCGGGUAGGGGCGGCAGCCGUUCUGGAGUUCUGGAUGCAGGUUCUGACCGGGCAGAACCUCUGGCACAGGGACAGAACGGUCCUCUACAUUUUGGACCACCUUUGUCGAGCUGCUUUCUUACACCAGCAAGAGGAAUGCCUGCAGAAACUUCUCUAUCAACAGCACAAGAACGCCUUAGGUUACCACGGUGACCGAGGUCUCCUGUCAUCCUUCAUGGGCUGGAUUGUGGCUGGAAACAUCACGCCCUCCUUCAUUGAGGGACAGGCGCUGGCAGGCGAGGUGUGGUUUGCCUGGCUGGUUCUGAACAUGGAGUCCAUCUUUGAGGAGGACUCCCAGCUCCGGCGCUGUGUGGAGCACGAGCUCCUCACCAACCCCGCCCUGCCUCCAGACCAGGCCCUCAAGAAAGCGCAGGUGCGGCUGAAGCUGCAUGUGGUGCCCUCCCUGCAGAGGAUGAUGGUAUACCGCUGGGCACAGCAGGCACUGGCCACGCCCGCCGAUCACCCGCUCCUCCCCCUCGUCUGGCAGAAAUUCCUGCAGCUCUACCUGCGUCAGCCCGGACCUGAAUUUGGGUUGGAGGCGAAGGGCUGCAUCGGGAAGCGCUACUUCCACAGCACAGCCCACGCCGCGCUGCUCAAAGAACUGAGGCAGAGGCUGGUGGAGGUGUCCGACUUCCACCACGCCGCCAGCAAGGCCCUGAAGGUGCCCCGCUCCGCCAGCGACGGGCCCAGCGACGGGGACAGCACCCCGGGAACCCCCAUCACCCAGUACAUGACCUCCCCCGAGCUGCACAUCGAGCUGGUCAGGCUCUUCAGUGUCUUUGCAGUUUGGCUAGAAGAUGAAAACCUUCAGAAGCAGGAAGUGUAUCUACCCUCAUUGCCAAAGCAGUAUGAUGCACAUCGGCUGGCCAAAAUCAUGCAGAGCCAACAGGACAUGUGGAUGGAGUACGUGGACAUCGAGCGCGUGCAGCAUGAACUGGGCGAAGUUCUGAACCUGUGGGUGAAAGUGAAGGCAGAGCCCUUGUUCUUACAGAGCAACAGCAACUCCAUCUUCACUGACUUCAUCAACCCUCAGGCCGCGAGGGAGCGAAUCCUGACAAACUUGAAGAAGCACGACGCCCCCCAGCCGGCGGUGGCGCUCGUGCCCAUGAGGGCGCCCGUGCCCGACAUUUCACCCGGGUGCCUGUCCGACGAGACCUCCUCCUCCAAGCUGAUCCAGGAGGACCUCAGCAGGCUGCAGCACCAGGCCAAACUUGCAGCGCUGCGGGAGACCCAGCAGGUGGCGCUGGAUAACGAGCUGCUGGAGAUGUUGCCGCAGCUCUACAGUAACCGCGAGGAGCAGCUCUCCAUGCAGCUGGAGUGCCGGGGCAGCGGGGGCCGGCCUUGCCAAGGCCCCGCCCUCAUCACGGUCAAGUUUGAGGGAAUGCACAAGCUGGAGCCGGUCCAGACCCAGAUCCAGUCCCUGAAGAGCGACAUCAAACAGCUGCAGGCGGACGCCAUUAAGCCGCCCCCCCAGAGCCUGGCCGAGGCCGCCGUGCACGUGGAGAACUUCAUCACGGCCCUCGUGAACGCUUUCAAGAUGCACUCCUCCCCGGCCGUUCAGAAGGUGGGCAUUUCCGCCUUUUACCAGGCGGUGUCCUUCGUGAGCGAAGACACCCAGCGCCACCCCCCAACCCGCCAGUUCUUCUCCUCCUGCAUCGAGAUCCUGGGCCAGGUGUUCAUUCGGGGCACCCAGUCGGAGUGCAGGCGCAUGCUGAAGACCAUCCUCCUGAACCGGCGCCUCUGCACCCUGCUGUCCCCCUACUUCACCCCCAACGCGUCCCCCCGGGAGCUGGUGGCCCUGUACGAGGAGGUGGUGAAAGCGCUGCACGCCGACAGCGGCGACGUCAUCUUCAUGCUGCUCACCAAGUUUGACCUGAGCCAAUGGCUGUCGUCGGCGCAGCCGCCCUUCUCGGAGCGCAGCCGGCUGAUGGAGCUGGUGCACCUGGCCCUGAGCGCCUGCGGCCUGGAGCCCGACCCGGAGGUCCUGCUGCCCUUCAACCUCUUCUGCAAGCACUGGACGCGGCUGCUGUGCCACCAGUUCCCCGACCACUACAGCGACUUCCUGCGCCUUCUCAUGCAGAGUUCCUCUGAACAGCUGCUCAGUCCAGAGUGCUGGAGGGCCUCUCUGCGGGUGCUGGGCUGUGCCCCGCAGACCAAGAAGAAAGCAGCAAAGCCCCCUGGGACUGUUCUGGGACCCACAUCCAUCUCACUUUCCCCCCAGCAGGUUGAUGAGACAAUCGAGUGGCUGUCCAAUUUCUUCCUGAAGCUCCGUCUCUCCAAAGCGGAUUUCCGCAGUUUCGGGCUCUUCUCCAAGUGGGGCCCCUAUAUAGAGGAGGUCAAGGUGUUCUGGGGAUAUCUGAUCAACUACGUCAUAAACCUGGAACUGAACGCCUGUGCCAAAGAGCCCGUGGGCAGCAGCAGAUUAAUCAAAGCUCUUCAUGAUUUGCACUCCAAAAUCACCGGUCUGUUUAGGCCGUGGAUACUUGUUCUGGAUACAGAUGAUCCAAGUAAUCCCCGCUGUUACCCCUGGCUGGAAACCGACACUAAUGCAGCAGCCAGUAUGGUGGGCCUGUACACCCAGUUCACUGACACGUUACAGGAAAAGUUCAAAGAGCGGCUUCUGCCCGGACAGCAGGGCGCCCUGUGGCUCCACCUUAUGCACUACUGUGACACCUGCACCUCUCCCAAAAUGCCCGAGUACCUCCUAUACACUUACCACACGGAAUACAACCGCCUGCCCUGGAAGGACCUGCACCCAGACCAGGCUCUCAUGGACCAGUUCUUCAAGGUGGAGAGGGGCAGUCCGAAGAGCUGCUUCCUCUUCCUGGGAGGGCUUCUGUGUGAGGUGAACUGGGUCAGCGUGUUGAGCAGCGCGCUGGGACCCCAGCCCAGCCCGCCGGCCCAGGCCAUGGUCAUUUACCUCUUCUACCUGAUGGUCUUCCUGGCCAAGGAGGACCACCUGCUCAACAAGCCUGAGUCACCCCUGCUGAGCCUGCUGGGCCAAUCCACCUCGCUGCCCUGGCACUUCGUGGACUUCUCCUCCUACCAGAACGUCAUGGGCUACGUCAACACCCACUACCCACCUGCGCUCAUUCUCAACAGGGACACCUCCUCCCAGCUCAUCCUCAAGCUGCUCAAGAUGGCCGCCGGCUUCGGGCCCACACCCGAGGGAACGCAUCACAGGGACAUGACGCUGAAGUGCCAAGCCUUCGUCCACCUGGCGGUGCAGUUCCUCACCUCCCUGGACCAGAACGGGAACAUCAGCCUCGCCUCCCUGGAGACUGAGAUGGAGAAACUGCUGGAGUGCAUCAUGGUCUUCAACCCACCGGAGACGGACCUGCAGCAGAGGCACAUGGCCACCUGCAGCCUGUUCGCCGAGCUGCUGAUGGUGCUGAACAGCGCGGGCGUGUCCACGGCGGAGGGGCUGGGGGCCAAGCUGCACGGCUGGGUGGAGCGUCGCGCCCGGGGCCCGCUGGUGCUGCCCCUGCUCACCGCCGCCUGCCGCUGCCUGGCCUCCGUGCGCCACAUGGCCCGCACCACCGAGGCCUGCAUCCUGGCCUACUUCACCGACGGGGGCUGCGUGGAUCAGUACUCUGGCUGGGGGCCCAUCCUGGUGUCCCUGCAGGUGCCUGAGCUGACGGCGGACGACUUCAUCCAGGAGAGCCUGGGGCUGGGCAGCUUCCUCACCCUGUACGUCUACGUGCUGCAGAGGCUUAACCUGGAGCAGACGCUGGCCAACGAGAAGAAGAUCCUGGUGCUGCUCAACACAUGGAUCAGCCAGGUCUUUCCCAGCGGCCCAGCGGACGAGGCCAAGCUGUUCCUGUGGUGGCACAAGGCCCUGCGGCUGGUGCUGGUGCAGGUGGAGCAGGGGGACGUGUGCGGGCUGGAGACACUGGUCCUCGCCCUGCUCAGCCUGCAGGCCCGCCUGGCCCAGCUGGGGGAGGAGAGGCUCAACUCGGGCAUCCUGGGCGCCAUCGGCCUGGGCAGGAAGUCCCCACUCUCCAGCAGGUUCCGGGUGGCGGUCCGCAGCAUGUCCGCGUUCCUGUUAGUCCAGGUGCCGUCCGAGAGCCAGCUGCGCAUUCAGCCGGGCACCAGCCUACAGCUGUCUGCCAAAGCUCAACAGGCUCUGGCUGUCCUGGACUCCAUGUCCAGCAAUAAGCAGUACUCAGAGUUCCAGGAGACCCUGAGUCAGGCCUGCCAGUUCAUCCGCUACCCUGGGCACUGCCUGCAGGAUGGCAACCGCCUGCUUGCCCUCCUGGUGAACUCCCUGUACACAGACCUCCACUACCUGGACAUCAUACGCUAAAGUCUCUGCCCCCCCUCCCCCCU
Molecule: messenger RNA, 8034 nt
Organism: Megalops cyprinoides (Indo-Pacific tarpon)
Lineage: Eukaryota; Metazoa; Chordata; Actinopteri; Elopiformes; Megalopidae
Gene: epg5
Product: ectopic P-granules autophagy protein 5 homolog (C. elegans)
Exons: 45
Coding region: 182-8011 (2609 amino acids)
Biological process (GO): autophagosome maturation
Cellular component (GO): cytoplasm
Source: RefSeq, a predicted model, not a curated record